Trichomycterus rosablanca is the source of this 2339-nucleotide messenger RNA. RefSeq names its product F-box and WD repeat domain containing 5 (gene fbxw5). Lineage: Eukaryota; Metazoa; Chordata; Actinopteri; Siluriformes; Trichomycteridae. The transcript has 10 exons. Gene Ontology annotation, biological process: protein ubiquitination. Gene Ontology annotation, molecular function: protein binding. The coding region runs from base 61 to 1890 and encodes 609 amino acids. Gene Ontology annotation, cellular component: SCF ubiquitin ligase complex; Cul4-RING E3 ubiquitin ligase complex. The record is from RefSeq and is a predicted model, not a curated record.
CAUCGACUCCCAGCCCUACACAUUUAAAGUUCAGUAAGUGCUGUUUGGCAGGAUGCCAGGAUGGAGAGCGUUCCUUGUCUGCCGGACAGCCUGGUGUUGGAGAUCUUUCUGCAUCUGCCUCAUGAAGCAGUGCUGAGGGCUGGGCUGACGUGUCAUCAGUGGUUUUCUGUGUCUCGGGAUGAGUUCUUGUGGAGAGAGUUGUUCUACAACUACUACCGCAUCCCACGCUCUGUACCUCGCCACCCAGCGGCAACGUCAUGGUACAGGGAGUUUAAAAGGCUCUAUGACUGCAUCCCCUGUGUGGAGGUGCAGACUCUGAGGGAGCACCAUGACCAGGUCCUGCACUUGGCCUUUUCUCAUAGUGGAAAUCUUUUCUCCUCCUGCUCCAAAGAUUGCACAGUCAAGCUUUGGGACACUGAACGCCCAGAUGGCAACAUCUCCCUGGUUCACAGUUCCAGCAUGCGGCAUUUUAAUUGGGGCUAUACGCAGUUCUCCCAGUUCAACAGCGAUGACACCCUGCUGCUGGUGUCGGGAGUUUACCUAGGAACACACAACUCCUCUUCUGGGGAAAUUGCUGUCAUCAGCUUAGAAAACUACACUCUGUUAUCACGGGUUAGAAAUAAACCUUACGACGUGUUUGGAUGCUGGCUGAACGAGACCCACUUGAUUUCUGGCAACCUGCACUGGAUCGGUAACAUGACCUCCUGCACUGUACUUUGGCUCAACAAAGCCUUUCAGGACAUUGAAUCUGAGAACGUCAACGUGGUCAAGAGGCUUUUUAAAAUCCAAAACGUCAACGCCAGCACCAUCCGCACAGUGAUGGUGGCCCACUGCCGGCGGCACGACUCGCCUGAUCUGUUGCUGGACUACGAGGCUCAGUCUCAGGCCCAAACUCGGAAGCAGCAAGGUGGAAAAUCUGACCACCAGCCGCUUCUCUUUAACCUGGAAGACUCAGAAAGUGAGGAAGACGGCGAUGAGCGAGGGGAUGGAAAUGGAGAUCGCAGGGAAACGAGAUGCUCCGCGCACCUCCCCCAUCUCGGCCCGUCUGGACUGGAGCACAUCAGACAUGGUCUUCAGAGUUCAAGUGCACGCGAGCGUGAACUGGAGGCGCGAGUGGCUCAGCUGAUGGGCGACAACCGCACUAAAGCACCAGAUCCCCACCGCUUGACAUCUUCUAUGUCCGGAGAAGGAGAGGACAAGACCUAUUUACUGUUCACCACCGGCAGCCUUACUUACUCACCUCAUCAGAUAGGUAUUAAACGGAUCAUGCCUGAUCAGAUGACCACAUGUGGGCCUGUACUGGGGGAGGAACGCCGCUCAGAGGAGUUUUUUGAUUCACUGGAUCAUGUGAUCGACAUUCAUGGCCACAUUAUUGGCAUGGGAUUGUCACCUGACCACAGGUACCUGUACGUGAACAGUCGGGCGUGGCCAGCGGGCUGUGUGAUUUCAGACCCCAUGUGCCCUCCGCCCAUCGCAGAAGAGAUCGACAUGCAUGUGAUCGACCUAAAAAGCCUGCGAGAGGAGCGGCGCAGCCUCCGUGCCCACAGAGCCUUUACCCCCAACGAUGAGUGCUUUUUUAUCUUCCUUGAUGUCAGUCGUGACUUUGUGGCCAGCGGCGCCGAAGACAAGCACGGAUACAUCUGGGACCGCCACUAUAACAUCUGCUUGGCGCGCCUGCAGCACGAUGACGUGGUGAACUCUGUGGCCUUCAGCCCCACUGACCAGGAGCUGCUGCUGUCUGCCAGCGACGACUCUACUAUCAAAGUGUGGCGCUCACCACGCAUGGUACGUCUGGCGCACUGCGUGCAGCGACCGACCAGGAGCCGAAACCUCCUCUCCUCCCUCUGGGCUCAUAGGAAUGCUAAAACUAAUCUGAACGGCAAAGUCUGAACAGAAACUCACUCAGACACUCGGGCUCAAAAACACACGAGAUCGUGACGCAUUGGCUUGUGAGGGCACUGCAGGGUCUCAGACUCAGACUGAAACUGAAAGGGAAAGUGGCGCUUGUGCCCACAUCAGUUAGUCAUGGGCAUUUUGGCAGUCGAGCAGGUUUUUUAAAGCGUUCUAUGAGGACAGCUCUUGUGCUGCAGUUUUUGAUAUGAAUUUGGGUACAACGUCGUCUUUUUAUUUAAAAAUAUAUAUUAUGAUUUGCUGUGGAUUUUUCCUACUAACAUGAUUUUGUAUAAUUUUUUCCACUGUAACAAAACAUUAGUAAAAUUAUUAAAUCAAAAUAAGAAUCAGUCAUGCAAACAUGAUGGUACAUGUAUGUAUAAGAGGUUUAUUAAUCCUUUAUGAUCAAUACAAAUUGGAUUUCUGCAUGAAUUACUUAUUACUGAUCU